AUGUCGCGCCGGCCACAGGUGCUUCGGGUGACGGAUUCUGCCAACUCGGUGCUGACGCCGCGCAGGUCCCCGGGCACGCCCCCGACGCCGCCCCCGGCGCCGGCCGUCGUCGCGACGCUCACCACGUGCCCCGCGGCGGCGCCGCCGCCUCUCGACGCCAAGGCGAUGCGCCUCCACCGAGAGGCCUCGCUCUCUGACGCCUCCUUCAGGGCGCUGAGCUGCAAGGACGGCGAGUCUCCCGCGCACGCGCAGUCGCAGUGCCACUCGCUGGAGCGCGGCGCGCGCUUCGGACUGCACAGGUCGGUGCCGGGGCGGCUGGACGCGCACAGCCAGGGCGACCACGACCAGGGCGGGACGGACAGCCAGCAGCAGCAGGAGCCUCUGGAGGCGGCGCUGGACGGGCUGGCGCGCUACCUGCAGUCCAACAGGCAGGGGCUGCGCGACCUGCUGCUCACCAGCGGCCUCGUCGUCGUGGAGCCGCUGCCGGCGCGCGCGCGCACCUGCCGCAUCGCCGGCGCCACCGUCAAGGCCGCCUCCGCGCACGGGCCGCCUCCGCCGGGGGCGGCUGCGGGAGGCGGGGGCGGCGCCGCCGUGGAGCGCGCCAAGAGCUACACCAUCCCGCGCACGCUACGCUUCUUCCACCCCAAGCGGCACAACAGGGAGCUGCUGGACGAGGAGCUGCCAGACCCGGACACGGUGCGCCGCGUGCGGCAGGUGUUCGAGGCGACGCUGGCCGCCGGGGGCGGCCUCGGAGGCGGAGGCGCCGCCCCGACGCCCCCUGCCUCCGGGCGGCGAGCGCUGUCCGCCCCCGGCCGCCGCUGGACGGACUGCGGCAGCGUCUCGUCCGGAGUCUCCAGUGACCUCAGCAGCUCGUACGAGGCGCGCAGCUCCAGGGGGUCAGACUCGGACCGCGGCAGCGGCGACGACGAUGACGACGACGAAGACGAGGAGGACGCGGGCCGCGGCGGCAGCCCCGCUGGAGAGGCGCGCGUGUCUGGAGAGGUGCUGGAGCGCAUCCGCGCGCGCGGCCUCAGCGUCACCUACUACGGGGGGCGGGUGGUGGCGCGCACCCCCGCGCCGCCCCCGGUCGCCGCAGUGCUCAGCGAGAUCGGCGGCGGCGGCGGCGCGGGCUUCCGCCUCGUCAAGAGCCACAGCUGCGGCUCCAGGCUGCAGCUGGCCGCCGACGUGGGCAGCAGUCACAGUGAAGUCGGGCCGGUCUUCACCUCCACCCUGGGAGACGUCUCGCUGCGGCCGCCGCCGCCCCAGGAGGAGCAGAAGAGCAGGAAGAGCGGCAAGGAGGCGGCCGACAGCCGGCUGGCCGCCUACUGCGGCGGGGGCGUGGCCGCCCAGCCCCGGCGCUACCCCGACAUGGAGUUCGAGGAGUUCCAGGUGCUGGAGGACGGCGCUGGAGUCCAGGGCCAGAGGGGCGCCGUCUGCGGGGCCGCCUGACACCGAGCGCGCGCCCUAGGUUAGCUGGCGUGGGCUCCACACGUGUUCCCGGCUACCUGUCACUUGUACCUGCAGGCACGUGGCGUCCCAACACCGUGGUGUCCCCUUUACUUGGUAGGCUCGCUAACUACUUCACAAAAUCAGUUGACCACAUCACAGCGGCAGAUGUUAUACAGUGUACAUUCCAGUUGUUGUUGUUGUUGUGGUCUUCAGUCCUGAGACUGGUUUGAUGCAGCUCUCCAUGCUACUCUAUCCUGUGCAAGCUUCUCCAUCUCGCACUACGUACCGCAGCCUACAUUUUUCCGAAUCUGCUUAGUGUAUUCAUCUCUUGGUCUCCCUCUACGAUUUUUACCCUCCACGCUGCCCUCCAAUACUAAAUUGGUAAUCCCUUGAUGCCUCAG
Schistocerca americana (American grasshopper) is the source of this 1850-nucleotide messenger RNA. RefSeq lists its product as uncharacterized. Bases 1 to 1449 code for a protein of 482 amino acids. The transcript has 5 exons. Lineage: Eukaryota; Metazoa; Arthropoda; Insecta; Orthoptera; Acrididae. The record is from RefSeq and is a predicted model, not a curated record.